Messenger RNA from Filobasidium floriforme, 853 nucleotides. Its product is annotated as ribosomal protein S26e. NCBI's taxonomy places the organism in Eukaryota, Fungi, Basidiomycota, Tremellomycetes, Filobasidiales, Filobasidiaceae. The coding region runs from base 142 to 534 and encodes 130 amino acids. The transcript has 5 exons. Gene Ontology annotation, cellular component: cytosolic small ribosomal subunit; ribosome. Gene Ontology annotation, biological process: translation. Gene Ontology annotation, molecular function: mRNA binding; structural constituent of ribosome. The record is from RefSeq and is a predicted model, not a curated record.
CCCUCUCCCCCUUUCGCCGAAAAAACCUUCCCUCGACCUGAUCGAUGUUGACCUGCCUUACAAAGAUAUUCCUCCCUUCUUUUGCUUCAGGAUUAGUCCGAUUAUCGACCUAGCUUUCAAGCCGACAAUCAACUACCCAAAAUGACCAAGAAGAGAAGAGGUACCGGCCGAGCCAAGAAGGGUCGUGGUCACGUUGGAUUCCUCAGGUGCACCAACUGUGCCCGAUGCAUUCCCAAGGACAAGGCCAUCAAGCGUGUCAAGGUGACCAACAUCGUCGAGGCCGCUGCCAUCAGGGACAUGGAGGAGGCUUCCAUCUACAAGGAGUACGCCCUUCCUAAGCUCUACAACAGGACCGUGUACUGCAUCUCGUGUGCUAUCCACUCCAAGGUCGUCCGAGUCCGAUCCGCCAAGCCCGGUGCCGUCAACAGCAGGAAGAACCGAGCUCCUCCCCCCAGGCCCAGGUUCAAGGAUGGCAAGCGAAUCAACGCCGCCGUCGCUGCCGCCCAGGACAAGGCCGCCGCCGCCAAGGCCUAAGCCUUUCCAACUCGUUAAAUACUCUAGAACCACAAAUGAGACGAGACGGAUCCCCUCGGGUCGUAGGAGGAAGACGAGGAGAGGAGGAGGAUCUGAAGAAGAAGAAAGACUCGAUCUCUUUGUAGCGGGUCCUUUCGCUUUCCAUUGGGCCUUUCUUUCCUAUCCCUGGCUUUCUUUGACGAUGGAAUUGAUGACAAAAACAACUGCUUGAAUUCUCGUCUUGCUUCGCCGAAGUGCCCGGUUCGUCUGUUGGUCUCAAUUCAACUUCUUGGAGGCAUCACCGUGAUUGUUAUAGGAGCCGGCUGAUCUACGCAAGAGA